CACUGCAGGGCGCCGCCAAAUCCGGGCACCGUGUAAAGGCCCCGCUUUUUUCCCGCCUCCCGGAGCCAGGCGGCGGGUAGUGGGGCCACAGUUUCUGGCCGAGAGGGUGCAAGGCAAAAGCCUAGUUGGAGUGGAGGCUGGUGUGCGGAUCGCCGCGGGAGAAGGGCGGUAGGAACGAGUCCCAGGAGUAAAAAGGAAGCAAUGCAGAAAUCAGAGUGCCAAGAAGGUGUACAGUUGAGAAGCAGAGUGACAGGUAACUGUGAUCAGAGGACAUCAUCAAGGACACAAAUAAAACAUAGGACUUCAGCUGAACGCAGCAAAUCCUCAUCAUCUGUCGGUUCCCCAGAGUCUGCAAGAAAACUUCAUCCUCGACCAAGUGAUAAACUUAACCCUAAAACAAUUAACCCGUUUGGUGAACAGUCACGAGCCCCUUCUGCCUUUGCAGCUAUUUACUCUAAAGGAGGUAUUCCUUGCAGAUUGGUCCAUGGUUCCGUAAAACACAGAUUGCAGUGGGAAUGUGCUCCUGAAAAUCUUCCAUUUGAUCCUCUUCUUAUUACUUUAGCUGAGGGUCUGAGAGAAACUAAACAUCCAUACACCUUUGUGUCAAAGGAAGGCUUUAGAGAAUUACUUUUGGUCCAAGGGGCUCCUGAAAAAGCUGUGCGGCUGCUUCCUAGACUGAUCCCUGUGCUAAAGGCAGCUCUGGUCCAUGUGGAUGAUGAAGUGUUUGAAAGAGGACUGAACGCUCUGGUGCAGUUAAGUGUCGUUGUUGGUCCUUCUCUAAAUGACCACCUGAAACAUCUGCUUACAAGUCUGUCCAAGAGACUGAGGGAUAAGAAAUUCAAAGAGCCAAUCACCAGCGCAUUACAAAAGCUAGAGCAACAUGGUGGCAGUGGAAGCCUAAUCAUCAUCAAAUCUAAAAUCCCAACAUACUGCUCCAUAUGCGGUUGAGAACAGAGCCAGCAAAAAUCUUACUACGUGGUAACAAGUAUUAAAUGCUGACCAUGUGCAUGUGUGGGACCUUUUCAGACUCAACUUCAUUUUAUUCUUUUGUAAAUCAGAGCCACCAUUCAUAUGUAUGAGUUGAAGUUAGGUAUACACAAUUCCACUGAAUCUUAGUUAAAGUUAUUCAUUAACAAAAAAGUGGUUAAUCAUGAAAUCUAUUUAAGAAGUUCUACAAUAGUACAAUUCUGUGGGGUUUACUUUCAUACUUUUAUGGUUUGGGUGAACAGCAACAGUUGGGUUUAUGCCAGAUACGUUUAUAUUUAUUUUUUGGUGCCUUUUAUUUAUAACAUACCUUUUGCAAUCGAUUUGUAGCUCUGCACUCUUUUUUUAGACAUUCUGCUAUUUCUUGGGUUUUAUAUUUAUCAAGGCUACAGUAAUCUUAAACAGUGGACAAAUAUUUAUGAAUUCACUCUCAAUUAUUGUUUGUAAAUAUGUAUUUUAUAGUGUAAAGUGCUUGGGAAAGUUUCUUUCCGGAGUAUUCUAGCUUAAAAAAUUUUUUUAAUGUGUAAAUUCUCUUACAAGUAUGUUGUUUAUUACAACUCAUUAAAACUACCUAAACUUUAGGUGUUAUUUGUAAGUAAAUAAUAUUUUUUUAUAUUUCAUAGUCUGAAAAUAACUAAAGAUAUUCAGACAUGAACAUAUUCUGAAAUUAAAAUCUUAAAACUCACAUGUAUUCAGUAAUUUUGUGGUUGCUUUUGUUUUACAAUUCAAUUAAGAAUCUUUGAAAACAUAAUUUACAGGCAUAGUUCUUGGUGGUGACGUAGUAGAAGCUAACUCUGGAUCAUUCUAUAAGAAAGUAGAGGAAGAUAAACAGAAAACAAGAAUAACACCAUCCAUCCUAAGGGCAAGAAGAGGAGCCCAGAGGGACCUGAGUAGCCACACCAGGUCCAAUGCAGUGGAUGCUUCUGAAGGGCUGGAAAUUGGCGGUCACUCUUUUCAAUAGAUUAGCAAUCUAAUAUGGCAAUUUUAUAUCCCAGAAGCACUGGAGAGCAACACCCUUUCUCUGUUCUGUCCCUCGCACACCUGGAGUGACCUCUUUGCAUUUCUCAUUCAGAUACAGUCUCAUAGCUUUAAUUUAAAGAACACAAGUAAUUUCUGGGGAGUCGAAAAUUGUAGAAAUGUAGAAAUGCUGAACCUCCCUCAGAACUUUGGGCCUUCCUAGUUCUUGCCUGGUAGACACUUUCCUCAGAUCUCUGCUUAGCACAGCCUCAGGUGAUACUAGCCAAAACAUCUGCCUGCCCACUGACCUUCCUUUUUACUUUUCUUCAGUGCACUGAGUGCCACCUAAAGACAAAGAUAGCGAUGACCUAGAAAAUGCCGUAAAGAAAACAUAGCAGUUUUAAUCUAAUAAUAAAAAAAUUUGUUGGAAUAAAGACCUAUGACAUAGACAGUAGAGUUAUAAACAUUUCAUUUGCUUUUAUUUUUUCUUUUUGAAAUACAAAAUGUGCACAUUAAGUUUACACAAACACGUGAUGGCCAGUUUCAGUGUACAUGUAUUGUACUACUCUUAAUGUCUACACUGGUGAUAGCAGGGCAGCUUUCAACAUCCUAUGUCUACACCAGAAUAGAUACCUGAUUUAGUGUUGCAAGGACAGUUGCAAAUUUCCUCCUCCUGUAUCCUCUUGGUCCUUGUGAUAUUUCUGCACAACAGGGAAGAUGUGUAUAUCCUGUAGUAAUGGCAACUUUACAAUUUUGGCUUACAAUCAUUAAGAAUAAUCUGAAUUAUUGGAGUUUUAUGAUGAACUAAAUCAUAAUACAAUCCAAAUGUGUUGCUUAGUUUUAUAUUCAUUUUCUAUGAAAUUUAUGUAUUGUAGUUCUCAACAUAAUGGGAUCACUGGUGCUUUCAAAGUGAGUAAUACCACUUGGUGUUUAUUCCUAGUAGGCGUUGGAGAAGUCAAGGUUUCUUGGUCCCUGAAUGGCGUGUAAUAUAAAUGUGCCACAAGGGAGUCAGGAGCAAGGGGAUGGAAUAGGCCCUCAAUGCUGUUAAGAAUUCCUUGUUAACCAUUAUUAUGGUAUACAGGGGGACACAUGAUCUUGUCCCUUUGCACAGGCCUAGGAGCAUCCUUGCUUUGUUUCACACCUUCCUGGACUUCCACUUAAUGACACAGCAGAAAACAGUCAAUCUGUAUGAUUGAACAAAUCCAAAAUUAUAUACAUCAUGUAGGCCUUGGCUGUCAUAUGAAUUAUGAAAAAUUAAGUGCUUAUUAAAUAAGCUUUA
This is a messenger RNA of Manis pentadactyla (Chinese pangolin), 3220 nucleotides long. RefSeq names its product parkin coregulated like (gene PACRGL). The coding region runs from base 202 to 948 and encodes 248 amino acids. The record is from RefSeq and is a predicted model, not a curated record. The transcript has 9 exons. NCBI's taxonomy places the organism in Eukaryota, Metazoa, Chordata, Mammalia, Pholidota, Manidae.